GUUACUUCCCUUUAAAGAUGAGCGCUCACCGAAAGUAAACACGGGCAUGUUCCAUUUCCAGUUCAUUGAGCGCUGAUCAACAUGGACGAAGUGCCUCGUGUUGUAGGCAGAUGUCAGACCAUGUGCCCGAUGGAAGAAUUCAAAAUGAGAGAGCGGGAGGGUCUACUGCAUCAACUGGAACUGCCCCAAGGGAAGAAGUCUGUCGGCAGAGGUCGAGGUCGGGGUCGGGGUCGGGGUCGGGCCAGACCUCGAGGUGACCUGACCUCUGCUGUGAAGGAAUACUCCCGCCCGGCUGCUGGUCGUGCUGACCCCGACCCUUGUGCUUUGCGACCUCCCCGAAUUCUUCACCAAACCAUCAGCUUCCUGUUCACAAAUAUAAUUUCCCUGCACCACACUCAGAAAUCCGGGUGGAACGAGGUGUAUGACUUUGUGUUUGACCGUCUGAGAGCCAUCCGACAAGACAUGGUUAUCCAGGACAUCAAAGGUCAUGAUGCCAUCACUAUCCUGGAGGCCUGUGUCAGCUUCCAUGUGUAUGCUGCAUAUAGGUUGUGUGAACAUGGUCUGGACACCUAUGAUCCCGCGAUCAACUCACAGCACACACAGGAGUGUCUGAAGAGGCUACUGUAUCUGUACUCACACACAGACACAGGACAGAUGGACGACGCAGACACCAGACAGAGUUCAGACGAUCGGCGGAGAGGUGUCAGACAUGUGUCUGAUCAGACAGGAGGCCGACAGGCUGAUUGUAGUCCAGCUGACAACAGACACGCAAACAUCAGACACACAGACACAGACAAUGGUAGAUCUGGUCUGACUCAUUUGGAGGAUGGUCUGAGAUGGUGUAGUUUAUCAGACACAGAAUCUCGUAACAGACACACAGACACAACAACAGACAAUGCUCACCCAAGACAGGCAGAGUUCGAGAGUGUGUACCUCCUAUAUAACCUCGGAGACACAGACGCACUCAGACACUUCCUGCAGCUUCCUAAGUCUUUAAGAUGUCACCAGCUGUGCCAUAUCGCCUACCAAAUCAGCAUCAGCUAUCUGCUCGGCAACACGCUACGAGUCCUCCGCCUCGCUGCCCGGCUUCCCAGCAUGCUGUGUCUGUGUGCCCUGCACCGCCAUCUUGCCAACAUACAGUCGUAUGGCCUAAAGACCCUGUGUACAGCAUACAGCAGCAAAAACUGUAGUUUCCCCGUGAGUCGACUCAUCCAGCUGCUGGGGUGGGACACAGAGGCAGAGGCGGAGGUGGCGUGUCGGGAGCAAGGCCUCACAGUCAAGGAUGGGAGGGUUGGCUUCCUCAAGGCAAACUUCACACCUGUUGAAAAGACCCGGUCUGUGAGAUGGGAAUUCCUGGAGAGCAAGCUUUGCUGUGUGUCACUGCCACAGCUUCUUCUGGGAGACGCAUGUCAAGAGACACUGCUACUAACAACACUGACGUCUGAUACUCCAACUAACAACAGUGACGCCUGACCCUCCCACUAAGAACAGUGACAUCUGACACUCCUACUAGCAACAGUGACGUCUGAUGCUCCUACUAAUAACAGAUGACACAGCGAUGACAACCUGUUGAACAGAAGUCUGAUGAUGACGGCUCAAAAUAGUGACAUCAUUCAGUUUGAUGUACACACCAUUUUGAAAGAGAACAAGCAAUGCACUCAGUGACUUCGAGUUUUUCUACCACAUGAAUGCUUUUGUAUCUUUGAAUUUUAAAAGUUGAAUGAUUCUAAGGGGAGAGUUUUAAGCCCAUUCAUGAAAUUGAUCUUGUCUUUCAGUUACUGAAGCUUUGUUUCUACUCGCAUGGGAACUGUCCGUGAAACGGCUAAGGUGACAUUUGAUCUCAUGGUAUCAGAAUUGCUGCUAGCGUUUGUAAGAAAAUAUAUUUGAAAUAAUGACAUUUUUAAUUCUAUUUACAAUAGGAUGUGUCUUUAGAAGCCACAGGUGGUCAAGUAUGAAGGGUGCUUCAGGUUCACACGAUCAGGUUCACAUGAUCGAGUUCACAUGAUCGGGUUCACAUGAUCAGGUUCACAGCUGGGACUAAUUACAAUGUCUGCAGUGUUUGUUUGUCAGUUGGUUAACGUCGCACUCAGGAAUAUUCCAGCUAUAUGACUGCAGUCUGUAAAUAAUCAAGCCUGGACCAGACAAUCCAGUGAUUGACAUCAGGAGCAUCGAUCCACA
Molecule: messenger RNA, 2178 nt
Organism: Haliotis rufescens (red abalone)
Lineage: Eukaryota; Metazoa; Mollusca; Gastropoda; Lepetellida; Haliotidae
Product: SAC3 domain-containing protein 1-like
Exons: 8
Coding region: 82-1473 (463 amino acids)
Biological process (GO): spindle assembly; centrosome duplication
Cellular component (GO): spindle; nucleus; centrosome
Source: RefSeq, a predicted model, not a curated record